AUGUCGACUUUGAGGUAUGCCUACCGCGCCAAGAGCAUAAAGAACAAGCCCAGGAUCAACGAGGAUCCAAAGGAUGCCAUGAUCCGGGAGUACCAGGAAGAGAUUAACCGCCUGAAGGCGGAACUGGAAGCUGCUGGCGGCGUGGAUGGAGAAGAAGGGCAUAUGGCGGGAGGGGUACCCCUCCCGCCGCGCGUGGAGAAGCAGGUGGAGUAUGUGGACAAAAUCGUCGAGAAGAUCGUCGAGAGAGAGGUGGUUGUCGAGCAGGGACCAAGUCCCGAAGAGGUGGCGCAAAUGGAGGCUCAGCUUCGUCAGCAGAACGAAGAGGCCCGCCUCAAAGCCGAGGCAAAACGUCGCGAGGUGGAGGCGCAGCGGGACUUAGCCGAGUCCGAGAGGUUACGUCUCCUUGCACAGAUCGACGAGCAGGAGCAAGAAGCGAUGCAGGAAGAGCAGCGCAAAGUGGAGCUCCAGGCGAAGCUCCAGCACAUGGAGCACAAGAUGGUUCAGGGCAAGCAGAUCAUGGAGCAAGCCAUCCAGCAAGAGCAGGAGCUGAAAAAGCACGAGAAGCGACUGCGCAAGCAACAGGAGAGAGAGACCGAGCUCCGCCAGAUAGAGGAGCAGCAGAGGCAGGAGAAUCUCCUCCUAGAGGAGAGGUGCGCAUCGCAGGAGGAGCAGGUAGUGAAGCUUACGACAAAGCUGCAGAAGCUUUGGGACAAGUACCAGAAAGCUCAGCAGGAGAUGGUGGAUUUGCAGCACUUCAACCAGCAGGAGCGUGAGGACAUGCUCUCCAUGAUUCGGGACCUUCGACAGACGCUCAAGCUCAAGGCGCUGAUCAUGGAGUCGUUCGUCCCCAUGAAGGAGAUCCAGAACACCCAGGAGCGUGCGGUUUGGGAUGGCGAAGAGGACGAGUGGAGAAUCCAGCCGGUGACUUUGGACAAGGAGAAUCGCCCUAAGCGGCCGAACUCGGUCAUGGGGCUGCCCAGGCCAACUUCUGAAUUCGCCCGCCUGAACCGGACGAUGGGGGACUCCAAUCCCAGGUACAUGUACGACAACAUUGUCUUCACGGACCUGGACUUGCCAGAGCGCACCACAGAAGACUACGAGGUGCAGCCAGAACUCGGUGACCGCAUCGAGCGAGCGAUUACGCUGGCCCUCUCGCACGAUGACGAUGAUGUGAAGGAGGCAAAGGGGGCGGAGAUGCCGGGGGAGAAGGCGAGCCAGAAAAAGACGAGGCCCGCCAGUGGAAGACCGGGUUCGGCCGUAAAGCGCGAUGGUGCGCCGCCCUCGGCUUUCCCACAGGCUCGUGGGCUGGUGAGCCGCGAGUAG
Messenger RNA from Symbiodinium sp. CCMP2456, 1323 nucleotides. The record is from the annotation of a GenBank genome assembly. Lineage: Eukaryota; Dinophyceae; Suessiales; Symbiodiniaceae.